Podospora anserina S mat+ is the source of this 933-nucleotide messenger RNA. RefSeq lists its product as uncharacterized. The transcript has 2 exons. Bases 1 to 933 code for a protein of 310 amino acids. NCBI's taxonomy places the organism in Eukaryota, Fungi, Ascomycota, Sordariomycetes, Sordariales, Podosporaceae. The record is from RefSeq and is a predicted model, not a curated record.
AUGUCGGCCGGCCAGUGCGUGCGCAAGCUGCAAGUCCCGGGUGUGAUUUUCAACAAUCAUCUCAGCUGGAUUGAUCAUGCCAGACAUGUGAGUGGUGCACCCCGGAUCUCUUUCCAUGUUUUGCUCUUGCUGACCAUGCCUUGGUUGCCGCAGCUUCGAGUCAAGGUUCUCAAAACCGAGCAGUACAUGCGGCGAAUCUCCAGCUCCAUCAGAGGACCCCCGACGUGGCAGAUGCGAAGUCUCUUCUGCUCCAAUGUUCGACCCGUGCUUUUCUACGCCAGCGCCGCGUGGUACCUGCCCGACAACAAGCGACAGCUGGAACACGGCCUUGAAGAUGCUCGAAGCGGCUCAGAGGAAAUGUCUGGUGGUUAUCUCGGGCGCCGUCAAAUAUCCGCCCUCAGAAUUGCUCCUGCACGAGUUGCAGCAUUGGGACUGUCGACCGUCUCUUAUGGUGGCCAAUCCACAGUCCACCGUGCUCGUCAUGAUCAGCUUUCUGACCACUACAAGAAUCUCCGCGCCAUCGGUGACAGACUAAUCAAGGUGUUUGGAAACAGGAAGUAUCGUCUCAUCGCCUCGCAAUAUCCCAUCAUCAAGGCCUACGCACACGCUGCGCGCUACCACCCAAGACUACUGAGAUGGAGCUUGAGCAGGCCUCCAACUGUCCCAAACGGCACCACCCGAAACACACUCUCGCCUCUCAGCUACCGACCCAGGGCCGAAGUACGCCAAGGACAUCAAUCCGAAUCCCGUCAAAGGCUGGGGCAAUACGACUUUUUGAUUGCGUGGGCCGUUCGGCUUCCGCGGUACGAUGGGAACAAACGCAGUUUUCGAUGCGGCAUGGUGUUUGGUGCGCCGGAACUUGACUUUGCGGCCGGUGGUGAGGUAAGUCCUCCUCUGAUGUUGGUGACCUCUCCAGUUGGGUCUUGCUGCUAA